Molecule: messenger RNA, 1866 nt
Organism: Cloeon dipterum
Lineage: Eukaryota; Metazoa; Arthropoda; Insecta; Ephemeroptera; Baetidae
Gene: CD98hc
Product: CD98 heavy chain
Exons: 10
Coding region: 82-1800 (572 amino acids)
Biological process (GO): L-leucine import across plasma membrane; L-alanine import across plasma membrane; carbohydrate metabolic process
Cellular component (GO): basolateral plasma membrane; apical plasma membrane
Molecular function (GO): L-leucine transmembrane transporter activity; aromatic amino acid transmembrane transporter activity; L-alanine transmembrane transporter activity
Source: RefSeq, a predicted model, not a curated record
CCCCUCUCUCUGGUGCUCAAUUAGCACGAGCUCAGAUUUGUCUCUUCAAUUCAGAAUCUCCGAAGAUUUCGCCAGGACGCAAUGGCGGAUAAAAAGAACGGGUUAGACGAGGAGGCACCGCCCCAGGCUCCAGAGCAGGAAAAACUGCUCGAGGAAUCGCAGACAGCCGUGAUCUUCAGCAAGCCGAGCCCGGACGCAACCAACGGCGAUGCAAAAAUCGACCUGGGCACCACCGGCCUGGCCUCUGCGGGCCUCAAAAAGGAGGAGCUGCUCAAAUUCGCCAACGACCCGUUCUGGGUGCGUCUCCGUUGGCUCCUCUUCAUCCUCUUCUGGCUGACCUGGCUGGCUAUGCUGGUCGGAGCUAUCUAUAUCGUGGUUGUCGCUCCCAAGUGUCCCGCUCCGGAGCCAAGGAUCUGGGCCGAAAAGGGUCAACUCGUGUCCGUGGACGUCGGAGCAGAUGCUAAUGGGUUUGAAGCUUUGUUGGAUAUGCUACCCGAGCUGAAGGAAGCGUCGGUUGCUGGGGUUCUUUUGAAUAAUGUCCUGAAAUCUGAUGCAAAUGGAAUCGUGGAUUACGGGGACGUCAACUCUAAAUUAGGAAACUUGGAACAGUUCCAGCUACUCACAUCCAAGUUUUACGAUGCUGGAGUGAAAGUUAUCCUUGCAAUUAACAUUAACCACGUGAGCAAGAAUCACAAGUGGUUCAAUCUUUCACUCAAUGCCACCGGCGACUAUGCUGACUUCUUUUUGUGGAAGAAAGGUGGCACUGUCCAAAGCGCUGAUGGCACCCCAGAACCGCCGAAUAAUUGGUUGAGCAUUCCGUCUGGCUCAGCCUGGCAGUACGUCGCGGCCCGCAAACAGUUUUAUUACCACCAGCAUGGCGUCGACCAGCCUGAUUUGAAUUUGCGAAGCGCUAAUCUGCAGAAAGAGUUGAAGAAAAUACUGCGCACCUGGAGAGGCCAACGCAUUUCCGGCUUCCUUUUCCAAGACGCGUCUUACCUCACUGAGGACGAAAAUCUGGCCAAUGAGCUGAACGACGACAGUCCAUCAGACGCCACUUUCACCGACUACGCUUUUUACCAACACACCAACACCAAGAACCGCGACGAAAACGUGCAAAUCCUCAAAAUCUUCAAGGACGAACUUCUCUCCGAGAAGGAUGACCGCGAAAACAAGAUCGUCUUUGCUGCUGACGUGGACGGAACUGCGGAAGAAGUGACCAAGUACUACGGUGCGGAGAGGCCGCCAGUAGUGGAGCUGCCGUUGAACCGCCUGGCCAAGCCGGACGUCAGCACUGCAGAAAGCCUGCGUCUGUCUGUGAUGAAGUACUACACAAGCGCCGGGGAGAACUGGCCCAACUGGUUCUUGCCCCAGGAGGUGGCCAAUCCGGGACUGGUCACUGCCCUCGCCCUCCUGCCAGGAACCUUCAUUUACCAGCCGAAGAGUGAUCUGCAUAAUCUCAACUCUUCAGACAUUUUCGAAACCAUCCACAAGGUGCAACAUGAAAGAGAGCUGCCGUCAAUCACAUACGGCGGCCUCGAUGCCAGGGUCUUUGAGGAAAGUGUGUUUGCCUACACAAGAUCCAAGAGUGGCAAUCCAGGCUACAUGAUACUCUACAACGCUGGCCCAGGGGCUAAAAACGUGAGCGCCGCUGGUUUCCAGGGCGUGCCCGACAUCCUGUCAGUAGUCCAUCAAACAUCCGACGAAUCUCGUCUGCCUCCCAAGAGCAAGGUGAGCAUCGACAACGUCCCAGUGCAGGAGAAGGAAGCCAUCGUUUUGACGUUUGUGCCGCAGAAGAAUUAAAGGCCAAUGAAGUAGUUGACCUCGGGUCUAGCUCUCUAAUAAAUAGGCCACUCAUGCAUCCCAAAA